CUGCGGGCCCGGGACCCUGCCAGCCGGGGAGACAGGUACAUGCUGGUGACCUUCGAUGACCCGCCACACGGUAUCAAGGCUGGCUGGAAAGAAAACCAUGCAACCUUCAUGAACGAAUUGAAAAAUCUUCAAGCUGUAGGACUAUCAACUCUUGGCCAGUCUUUAAGGACAUCCUUUGAUUUAUUAAAUUUAAAUAGAUUAGUUACUGGAAUAGACAACUAUGGUCAGGGGCGAAAUCCUUUCUUUCUGGAACCAUCAAUUAUUGUUACAAUUACUGAUGGAAACAAAUUGACAAACAGUAGCGGGAUACAGGAUGAGCUCCACCUUCCACUCAAUUCUCCUUUGCCAGGAAGUGAGUUAACCAAGGAGCCUUUUCGAUGGGAUCAGAGACUAUUUUCCCUUGUCUUACGACUUCCUGGAUUGAUGCCUCCCGAAGCAGAACAGUUGGGUAGUGUGCCAUCUGACGAAUCUGCCAUUACACCCAUGUGUGAAGUUACAGGAGGUCGUUCAUAUUGUGUGUGCACCCAGCGAAUGUUACUCCAGUGUCUGGAAUCACUUGUGCAGAAAGUGCAAAGUGGAGUGGUGCUUAACUUUGAAAAAACUGGCCCAGAUCCAGCACCUGUUGGAGAAGAUGGUAUUCUUGAUGCUCUUAAAUCUGCCCCUCCGUUUGGAUCACAACUUUGGCACAGUUGUCACAAACUCAUCUAUGUACGGCCCAACCACAAAACUGGUGUUCCAGUUGGACAUUGGCCGAUCCCAGAAUCAUUCUGGCCAGACCAAAACUCACCAACCCUACCACCUCGCAACGCUCAUCCUGUGGUGAAAUUUUCCUGCGUUGAUUGUGACCCAAUGGUUAUUGAUAAAUUGCCGUUUGAUAAAUAUGAGCUGGAACCUUCACCUUUAACACAGUUUAUUCUGGAACGUAAAUCUCCUCAUGUCUGCUGGCAGGUAUAUGUGAACAACAGUGGGAAAUAUAGUGACCUGGGUCAUCCUUUUGGUUACCUAAAAGCUAGUACAGCUUUGAAUUGUGUUAACCUUUUUGUGAUGCCUUACAACUAUCCUGUACUGCUUCCACUCCUAGAUGAUUUGUUCAAAGUGCAUAAACUGAAGCCAGUUAUGAAAUGGCGGCAAGCAUUUGAAAAUUACUUGAAGACCAUGCCUCCCUAUUAUAUCGGGCCUUUGAAAAAGGCACUAAGGAUGAUGGGAGCUCCUAACCUGAUUGCUGAAGGUGUGGAUUAUGGUCUUAGCUACAGCGUCAUUUCUUACCUCAAAAAACUUAGUCAACAGGCUAAGGUCGAAUCUGACAGAAUCAUAAGUUCAGUGGGUAAGAAACCAGUUCAAGAGUCUUCCAUUAAAGUGAAGAACAGAAGCAACAGCCUUUCCUUAGCUCAUCGCAAAGACUUGAAGCAAAUCAUGAUGGGGAUCACAGGGGAGCUUCCAUACAGACUUAUGGAUUUAAAUGUGAAGGAGUUUGCUGGAUUCCAGAUUGGAAUCCUGAACAAGGAUUUGAAGCCUCAAAGUUACAAGAAUGCCUAUGAUAUACCAAGGCGAAAUCUUUUGGAUCAACUUACACGCAUGAGGUUAAACUUGUUGAAAACAACACAUGCUGCAUUGAAAGGGCAAGAUGAAGAUCAAGUGCACAGUGUCCCAAUUGCACAGAUGGGGAACUACCAAGAGUUCCUAAAGCAUGUGCCUUCUCCUCUACGUGAACUUGACCCUGAUCAACCCAGACGAUUGCAUACAUUUGGAAAUCCUUUCAAAUUGGAUAAGAAGGGAAUGAUGAUUGAUGAAGCAGAUGAGUUUGUGUCUGGGCCACAGAACAGAAACAAACGACCGAUGGAGCAGAGCAUGUUAGGGAUUCCAAAAAGGCGUCGGUGUAUGUCACCAUUAUUAAAAGGGCGUCCACUAACAGCAACUAAUUACAUUGGAGGAAAGGGCCCUCCUUUUUCACCAGUUCCACAGCCAGACCUUACAAAGCCAGUAGCUGUUCUUCAGGAGGUUGAAGAAAACCAGGCUGUCUGUGUUGACUAUGUUGAAAACAAUAUUGCAGACACAAUUCCAGUUGAAAUUGCAGCCCAGAGACUUGAGUCAGCACCAUCUCCAAUCCAUUCAACAGCUGGUUGUGUGGAGUCCACAAAAGAACUAGUAAAUCAUGAGAUGGACAGUGGUCUUUUAGUAGUCAACAAUAAUUGUAUCGGCAGUGUUGAACUUGACCAUGAACAAUCAAAGGACAGUGAGAUAUGUCAGGAUGGACUUUUGAACAGGUCUUCACCAAAUGCCAUUAAAACACUUAUGAGGUCAAAACAACAGGAAACUAAUACAGAGCUAAGGGCACAAAUUUUUAAGGAGAUUCGCAAGCCAGGCAGACAUUAUGAAAAUAUCUUCUAUUUAUUAAGACUGGUGCAAGGUAGUUUGGAAACCCGGAUGGUAUUUGUGCAAAAUGUCAUCAAAGAAGCAGCAAGGUUUAAAAAGCGAGUAUUAAUUGAAGAGCUGGAAGGAAUUUUGGAAGAAAUACAAAGUAAAUCCAGUCGAGCAAAUCAUAUCAAUAACCGAUAAUGAAUCCUGAGAAACCAUGAGACUGGACUUUGUUGGUAUUCUCUUUCAGCACCCAAGAAAGCCCCAUUUGGACUCCCCUCAAGCUUAUUUUUACUAUACAUUCACUGGUCUAUGCUAAAAUUUGUUUUAACUUUUCUUUGCACCGUUAAACUAUCUGGACCUUGGCAAAAGGAGUCUUUUUUAAAUCGUGCCAUCUGAUGGUGUAUCUGCCACUUGGCUACUAAGAUGUUUGUAUAAUACAUUCAGCACACUGCGCAAGGGGCACUUCACUACCCUAGCAGAUGACUUGUAUGUAAUUUUUACCUUCUAAAAGCCGCCAUUUUGUAGCAACACAUGCUUUCUUCAUUAACCCUUGUUUUUGUGUUGAAGCAGCUUGCUUCAGUGAUAAGUUAGAUCAUUUUGGCAAAAGAUUGAACCAUCUUCGAUUUUGUUACAUUGGAAUUGAAGGAAGAAAUGCCUUUUGCAUCCACUGACUUUUGAAAUGUGUUUUUGUCUUGUCUUCAAUUUAUCACAGUUUCCUUCUAGCCUGGCUUAGCGUCCCCAGGUCAGCCCUUCCAGUCAAUCCUUGGGAACUGGCCCUUGCCAAACCAACUGAAUACUCAAUAUACGGACAUUUGUCUUAAAGCUAAGAUUUGUCGAGAGCAAAUUAUUUUUGAAUGGAACACUGUGUGUUGUAAAUGGCCAUAUUUUGAAAAUUAUUUAAAAUGCUUUUGUUACAAUUUCCUGCAUUAAAAAGUCUAUUUUACAUUGA
Chiloscyllium plagiosum (whitespotted bambooshark) is the source of this 3307-nucleotide messenger RNA. Its product is annotated as integrator complex subunit 6-like. The record is from RefSeq and is a predicted model, not a curated record. Gene Ontology annotation, biological process: snRNA 3'-end processing. Gene Ontology annotation, cellular component: integrator complex. NCBI's taxonomy places the organism in Eukaryota, Metazoa, Chordata, Chondrichthyes, Orectolobiformes, Hemiscylliidae.